This is a messenger RNA of Ipomoea triloba (trilobed morning glory), 1985 nucleotides long. RefSeq lists its product as uncharacterized. The transcript has 4 exons. The record is from RefSeq and is a predicted model, not a curated record. Lineage: Eukaryota; Viridiplantae; Streptophyta; Magnoliopsida; Solanales; Convolvulaceae. Bases 414 to 1697 code for a protein of 427 amino acids.
AGUUUCUUUUUAUUUAUCUGACUAUUCCGAUUCUUUUCGCUCUGUUCUAGGGAUUUUAGGUGAUAUUUUCGACGGUGUCUUUUCAACUGAUCAACGCCUCACUGUCGUCUUUUCAAUUUGCUUCACUCCACUGGUGGUGACCGGUGUCGGACGCAGUUGUUAGUGACGUUGGACACCGGCGACAAGCGGGGGAGGGGAAAUUUUGCAACCGAUCGGCGUUUCCAGUUCGGUAACUCACCCGGCGUGGCGUUUCUAUUUAGGCGUUUGUUGCGGAGGACGAAGGACGAAAGGCGGGGCUUCUCUGGUGGCUCGUCAGUUUCCAGCGUUCUAGUUCCACGACAACCGUUGCGAAGGUCGAACGACGGUAAGCUUUACUGGUGCGUGGGCGACGGUACGGUCGGCGGUGGUGUUGCAUGUAUCCCGUUGUUUGUGGGCUGCAAUCUAAGCGUGGAUCAAUGGCGGAAGACGGUGAUUGUCAUCGACGGCGUCGUGGCUCCGGUCCGGCAUCGGAGGUUUCGGUUCCAGCCAAAAGGCAGCGGGGGGCACCUUCAGUGCGGUGUCUGUCUCAGCUUGAGAACGCUGAUGAGGAUUUUGUUGAUGUUCCUAAUGUUGUUAGGGGUGAGGUUCGCCGAGAUCCUUUGCCCGAUGCUCCGGAUGUUGGGUUAACUGCAGAACAACAAGCUGCAUUUCCUACUUUUACAGUUCGAGUUUCUCAUUCCUUUUUGGUAGAUGCGUUGGAGGAUCUCACCUCACGUCAGAGGAAGGAUAUUAUUGCACUCGGGUUUAGUAGUCUCCUCGAUUUAAAGUUUUCAAAGUUGCCUACUAGGUUGGGUCGUUGGUUGUUAGCGAAUUUUGAUCCAACUAAUAUGUGUAUUAAUUUGGGGGAGGGUGAGGUCUUGCCAAUCACAGAGGAAGACGUUACUUUGAUUAUGGGUUUCCCGCGGGGUCGUGAUGUUAUAUAUCGGCGGGAUCGGUAUGCGAAGAGUAAGUUAUUGGCUGCUUGGCUUAGCAAGUUUGGCAAAACUCAUUAUGAUGUCAAACUAUCUGAGGUUUCAGACUUUAUUCGGAAUGAUCUGGAUUGUGGUGAGUGGUUUCAACGACAUUUUAUGAUGUUGAUGAUUUCAACUUUGAUUUCCUGUAUGGGCAACGAAUAUUGCAACCAGGCUGUGUUCCAUCACCUAGAUGAUGUUGAAGCUAUUCCGAAUUUGAACUGGUCGAGGUUUCUACUCGAGGAGUUGGUUUCUACUCAUGCGGUGUGGCGGGCGGGGUCUAAUCCCCGAUUUACGGGUCUUAUUAUUUUUUUAAUUUUGUUGUAUUUUGAUCGCGUUUGGGCCACCGUUCGAGUAUUGACAAGGUCAAUACCAACAUUUCGGGGAUUAACAUGGCAGAUGCUUAGUGAUAGACAGUCUACAGAGAUCCGGUCCGGUGGUUUUGGGACUGGUGUGAUUGAGUGUCUGUUUCGCGUGCAGCAUGGCGUAGUGCCUGAUGUGGACCCUGAGGUUGCUGAUGUUGAAGCCGAUUUGCGUGGUUCUCGUCGCGUUUCGCCUGUACCGUCUUCACCGGUUGUUCGUCCACAGAAGUCACUAGUUGAACGGUUGGCUGAUACGACGGGCGAGAUUGCUAGGAGUAUACUUACACUUGUCCAGCUAGUAAAUGAGGCAAAUGCGGGAUCGGGGGUUGAUGUUAAUUUUCAAUAGGUGCUAGGUGCUGCUCAAGUUCUUAUUGGGGUGAAGCCCCAAGUGUCCGUUCCUCAGUCCACUGCUCAACCUUGUUCCCAGCCAACCUUUACUCAAUAUGAUGAUGAGUUUUGGGGAAAUCCUGACAACAUUCGUGCGUUGGCUGAGGUUGAGCGUGCUAUCACUGAGAGGACUAACCUCAACGAUGUCCCCUCUUUUAGCCUUGGACUUACCCAGGAUUUUGGGAACGGUGUGUGGGAAUGUGUGUCUGAGAUUACUCGUGGGAUUAAUCAAGUAAUACCAUAUCUU